This is a messenger RNA of Oncorhynchus gorbuscha (pink salmon), 2519 nucleotides long. RefSeq names its product GRAM domain-containing protein 2A-like. Gene Ontology annotation, biological process: regulation of store-operated calcium entry. The transcript is spliced from 11 exons. Gene Ontology annotation, molecular function: phosphatidylinositol-4,5-bisphosphate binding. NCBI's taxonomy places the organism in Eukaryota, Metazoa, Chordata, Actinopteri, Salmoniformes, Salmonidae. The coding region runs from base 149 to 1174 and encodes 341 amino acids. The record is from RefSeq and is a predicted model, not a curated record. Gene Ontology annotation, cellular component: extrinsic component of cytoplasmic side of plasma membrane; endoplasmic reticulum membrane; organelle membrane contact site.
CCAGGAUACUCAAGGAGGCCAUCCACAGUUCAGGUUGAUUGACGACCUGUCAUAUGAAGAUGUGAAGAAAUGCUACAGGGGUUCGUGGGGUCCGCCACGCCGUCGAUGUGUGUGUGUGUGUGUGUGCGGCUGUGUGUGCGGCUCCAGCAUGCUGAGUCUGGUGCAGCAGAGCUCUCGUCCUCUGAGAGAGAGGGCGGCCGCCGGUUUGCCGGUGGAAGGGAGGCCAGCCAAGGAACUGCUCAUGACUCUGCCCUGUCCCUCUGCUCAGACUGUCAGCAAGUACAACUCGCAGUACCACAAACUCUUCCAGUGCGUUCCGAAGGACGAGAUCCUGAUGAAAGUAUACUCCUGCGCUCUGCUCCGAGACAUCCUGCUGCAAGGACGUCUUUAUAUCUCCAGGAACUGGCUGUGUUUCUAUGCCAACCUCUUUGGCAAGGACAUCAAGGUUGCUAUCCCCGUGGUCUCUGUGAGGCUGGUAAAGAAGCACAAAACAGCAGGUCUGGUGCCCAACGGCCUCGCCAUCACCACAGAUACCAGUCAGAAGUAUGUCUUUGUGUCUCUGCUGUCCAGGGACAGUGUGUAUGAUGUGCUCCGGAGGAUCUGCACACACCUUCAGGUCAAUGGGAAGAGUCUGAGCUUGAAACACUACAUGGAGGUUCCCCAUACCUUAUCUCUGGAUGAGUUCCCGGUGGCGGAUGAGUUCCCGGGGGCGGAUGAGUAUCCUCCGGUGCUGAAGUGGAGGAGAAAACCCUCUGUGGUGUCCGUGUCCUCGUCCCUCCCUGACCUCCUGGGUAGCUCCACCGGUAGCCUGACUGCGGUGGACUCCUCCUUCCAGACAGAACAGCCUCUGGAAGACCGGGGCUCAGAGACAGAGAAGAUCCUACUAACAGAGCCUGUUCCAGAGCUGGGCCCGAUGGAGUAUCAGCUUCUCAAGUUCUUCAUCAUACUAAUCAUCCUCCUCAUCCUGUCUUCCUGUUACCUGGCCUUCCGUGUCUGCAGCCUGGAGCACCAGCUGUCCUUCCUCAACAACCCAACACGCCCCCCCCGAGAGAGGAUUUUACUUCACUGUAGACUAGAAGAGGGCAAACCCCCAACUCCACCAUUUUGUUGUAGGUCAGAGACAAUGGCAGGUGAAAGACAAUGGCAGGUGAAAGACAAUGGGCAGGCCGAUUGAAGAGCCAGAAAACUACACUCAAACCAAUUGUGGAUGGACUGAAAAGCCAGAGAUUGGUGGAAAUGGCUGGGAGUCAGGACUGGGAAGGACUCUGAUUGGUGGAGGGAUAGGUGGAAAUGGUUGGGAGUCAGGACUGGGAAGGACUCUGAUUGGUGGAGGGAUUGGUGGAAAUGGUUGGGAGUCAGGACUGGGAAGGACUCUGAUUGGUGGAAAUGGCUGGGAGUCAGGACUGGGAAGGACUCUGAUUGGUGGAGGGAUUGGUGGAAAUGGCUGGGAAGGACUCUGAUUGGUGGAGGGAUUGGUGGAAAUGGUUGGGAGUCAGGACUGGCAAGGACUCUGAUUGGUGGAGGGAUUGGUCUGAUGGUUUUAAUGGAAGAUUUCUGGACAUGUUCGCCAACAUUAGAGUCAACUGUGUUUUUUCCCUCCUGUCAACUCAACCAGGAAUGAACUACAGGACUUCAGAGAAAAGUCAAAACCAGUCAUCUUUCAGAAAUAUAUAUAUAUAUAUGUGGUACUUUCAAGGAAAGGAUUUGGAUGCAUUAACACACUGACAGUGGAAGAAGCCAAUAUCGUUGGCUUUACAGAAUUUAAAUUUAACUUAUUUUUUUUAUAUUUUUUUUAUUUUACUAGGCAAGUCAGUUAAGAACAAAUUCUUAUUUUCAAUGACGGCCUAGGAACAGUGGGUCAACUGCCUGUUCAGGGGCAGAACGACAGAUUUUUUACCUUGUCAGCUGGGGAAUUUGAACUUGCAACCUUCUGGUUACUAGUCCAACGCUCUAACCACUAGGCUACCCUGCCGCCUAGUGGUUAGGAUCAGUCUACUAUUUCAAAUGUUCAUCGUCAUCAAUGAAGUCUAACUAUGAUGCCAUUCUAACAGGCAUGUUAUUCCUGGAAACCGGUGCAAUACAAUUAUGCAAAAUAUCCAGCCUAGACUGACUUUUUAAAUGUUGAAAUAUUGUCCUUUAACUCUGUUUGUGUUAUCAUGACACCACAGGUAUAUGUUUACCAUAAUGGGUAGGAUGGUACUUUUUCAUGUCUGAAAAAUAUAGUUUAGUAUAACAUCUUGUCUUUUGUUUUAAUUUGUAUAAAUGCCAGUUGUCAGCUUUGUAUUGUAAGCUACCUUUAGCCAGACACAAUGUGUCACAGUGAGUGAUCAGUCUCCUAUCUAAAUACUGAACACAGUCGUCUGAAUGACUAAACAAUGAAGACAUGGACUGAAGUGAACUUAAAGUGAACAGAUUCAACUUAAAAGUUCAAUCUGCAUUUCAGUCGGGAAGAAAACUAGCCAAAGAUUUAUAGUCAUUUUACUCAAUGUCUGAACAGAUGCAUUAAGAACAAACACACC